Molecule: messenger RNA, 353 nt
Organism: Neolamprologus brichardi
Lineage: Eukaryota; Metazoa; Chordata; Actinopteri; Cichliformes; Cichlidae
Source: RefSeq, a predicted model, not a curated record
ACCCGUGUGCAGGGAUGUUGGGGAUGGUGUCUGGCCAGAUCUCAGAUGCUCAGAUCAGUGCCUCGUCCUACGCUGACCGGGGCUGGGUGGCCGAGAACGCGCGUUUAUUGACGGGAAGGUCGGGCUGGACCGGACAGUCGACAAAGCAGCCUUUCAAGAAUGAGUGGCUGCAGGUGGAUCUGGGCCAGGACAAGAUAGUGACCGGUGUGGUGAUCCAAGGAGGGAAACACCGUGACAGGAACGUCUUCAUGAAGAAGUUUAAGGUGGGCCACAGCCUGGACGGAGAGGAGUGGACCAUGGUGAAGGAGGAGAACACCACCAGGGUCAAGGUUGGCUCACUUACACAUGUAACA